AUGACAUCAACACUGGUUGGCGCAGGUAGAAAGGUUGUUAGCUUCCAGAUGCAUGGAGUGGACAGUGCACUGCCGUACAUUGCAAAGAGAGUGGCAUGGGCCGCUAAGCUCAGUGGAAUCAAGACGUCGGGACCAAUCCCACUGCCCUCGACAUCAAAGAAGUACACGGUGAACAAGUCGCCACACGUCGACAAGAACUCGAUGGAUCAGUACGAGAUCCGUGUGUCGAAGCGUGUCGUUCAGAUUGAUGCGCCCAUCGAGGUUGCCGACAAGUUUGUUCGCUUCGUUCAGACCAAGUUGCCACCAAUCGCAUCAAACAUCGAUAUCAAGAUAGUCGAGAAGCGUUACAUACCAAUCGAAUCAGAGUUCUCUGGCAAGCGUAUUGCUUAA
Acytostelium subglobosum LB1 is the source of this 390-nucleotide messenger RNA. RefSeq lists its product as hypothetical. The record is from RefSeq and is a predicted model, not a curated record. Gene Ontology annotation, biological process: translation. Gene Ontology annotation, molecular function: structural constituent of ribosome. The transcript has a single exon. The coding region runs from base 1 to 390 and encodes 129 amino acids. Gene Ontology annotation, cellular component: ribosome; mitochondrion; small ribosomal subunit. NCBI's taxonomy places the organism in Eukaryota, Evosea, Eumycetozoa, Acytosteliales, Acytosteliaceae.